CUUUCGUGUUAUUAGUGGUAGCACUACUUGUCAACCACCCCUCAUAUGUCACUCUGACAAUUCGAGUUUUUUGGCAAAAUAUUUUUGAAAAACGCUGUUAACGUAAUAAAAGUGUAAUAAGUGUACCAAAUGAAUGUGGCGAUUAAUUCGGUGUUUUGAAUUUAAUGACCACGGAGUCACUCGUUUUAGCACCACCCCAUGGGGGCUAAACACUCAGCAGUCCUAAAUGGGCUGCAAGUAAGAUGGGUAGCUGUUUUGGCAAGUGUUUGCCCAAUUCAGAUACUUCCAAAAGUCUACGCAACUUCAAUAUACUGCAAGGGCAGAGGAACGGAGUCGAAUUCUCUUUUUUGGUGGACGAUAGUUCCACCAGACAACAAAGCGUGAAAAGGAGCUUUUUUUCUCGGUUGUUUAGUAAAAGAAACGACAACAAACAGAAGCCAGUGCUAGAUUUGGUUGACGGUUUAUUGAAUCCUCAAUUGACUGCGUACAGUAGACUGAAUGAAUCACAGCGCCUUCCCUCAACAGGAUCAUGUACAAGUCGCGACAUUCAACUCCAAUGUUUGGACGCUCGAGCUUUGCUAUCAAGAACAGCAGCUUCAACACCUGUUAGUUCUUUAGACUUAGAAUGGGAACAUGAGACGAUUCCAAUUUCAAUGAUUCAUGAUCCAUCGGGGAGUUCCUGGACUGCGCUACCUGAAGACUUCUCAGAGUGUCCAAGUGAAGCAAGUCCUCAAAACACAGCUCCAGCAUUAAACAGCGACUCAGAUUGGUCGCGUGUUUCCUCAGCCAAUUCUCUAGAGUGGGAUAACGUCCAGAAUUCGAUUCAAGCCAGUCCACCUAUUUCAGAAAUUGACACAGACACCCAGAUGUUGCUCAGUGAGAUUGAAAGACUUACGAGUAAAACGCUACGUGAAACGGGUCAUGACUUGUUCAGCUGAUUUGAAACCACCGUUGUGGUAAAUUAAAUAAAUUUUAUUUCACGUAGAUUUUUAGGUAGAUGCUAUUGACUGAAACGGGUGAUGUGGUUAAAUUGAAUCAAAUUUUCCAUUUUUAAAUGAGUUGUUUCACUGUGAUUAGAAAUAACAAUUAUUAUUAAUCAUAUCAUCCAAAGAACUAGAUCAAAUAUUAUUUGUGAUAACAGAAUACUAAACAAAUGUAUUGGAUGUCAACACUCAACACUACAUUUAUUUCCUUAUUUUUAAAUUAUCAAUGGACGAAUCAGCUUUUUUGUUGGCAUCUGGUACAAUUAACUGUUAGUUUUAUAAAGUUUACACCAAGUCUCCAAAACUGAUGGAGAUCUCAAAACAUGAGUGGCAUUUAUUUGGAAACUGGAGUAACCCAUAAAAAUACAGUACGACCUCGAUGAUCCGAACUUUUCAAGAUAUAGGAUAAAGCCUACAAUUGCCUACUACAUUUAUUAUGUUACUUAUUUUAAUUUUGUCUUAAACCUUAUCUUAUUUUAAAUUCAGAUAAACAACAAUAAAAAACAAAUGGUUACAACUUUUUCUAGAGAGUAUUUUUACUUAAUUAUUUAAGUUGAAAGUGAAUCCCUAAACCCACUUAAAAAAUAAAAAUUAUAGGCAGUAUUGCAGAUUAAAUUAGCUGUUUGUCAAAUAGUAGAAAAAAAGUACUAUUUUAUUUUUCAUCAACCGAACGCCAGAAAUACUCCGUUUGUAUGUUUUACUAUGAUUUUUUUUACAAAACAAAUUACGAACUCUGAUUCAGAAUAUAACAAAGUUUUAAAGCCAAAUAUUUCGAAAUGUUUGAACACACAAUAUGUUGUUUUGAAGAAAGCAUAAAGUAAAAAUUAAAGAGCUACUAACUUUUUUCUUAGUAGUAUAAUAUCAAAGAUACUAAUGUGAAAAAUAAUACAGUCACUGCAUUAUAAUAACAUUGAUAACUAAUAAACAAUACCAAACAAUUAAAUCAGAAAAACUUGUGACAAAAACUGUUUAUGUUAUUAUUUUAUUUAUCUUAUAAAGAAAACUCAUCUUAAGAGUAAAAUAUUAGUUGCUUGUAAAUUAAUUUAACACCUAAUUAUGAUUUUUUAUUUCUCUGAAUUCAGACACGCAAAAACAAAAAACAAAUGAUAUAGCUUUUCCAGAGAUCAAAAUCUAGAGAGUGUUUUUACUUAAUUAAUUAAGUUAUAAAGUAAAUUGUGAAGUAAAGAUAAUUUGUUAUAAAAUCCCUAAAAAAAUUAAAAUUACAAGCAGUGUUGCGGGUUAAGUUAGACGUUUGUCAAAUAGUAGAAAAACGUGCUAUUUUAUUUUUCAUCAACCGAACGCCAGAAAUACUCCGUCUGUAUGUUUUACUAUGAUUUUUUUUACAAAACAAAUUACGAACUUUGAUUCAGAAUACAACAAAGUUUUAAAGCCAAAUAUUUCGAAAUGUUUGAACACACAAUAUUUUGUUUUGAAGAAAGCAGAAAGUAAAAAUUAAAGAGCUACUAACUUUUUUCUUAGUAGUAUAAUAUCGAAGAUAUUAAUGUGAAAAAUAAUACAGUCACUGCAUUAUGAUAACAUAGAUAACUAAUAAACAAUACCAAACAAUUAAAUCAGAAAAACUUGUAACAAAAACUGUUUAUGUUAUUAUUUUAUUUAUCUUAUAAAGAAAAUUCAUCUUAAGGGUAAAAUAUUAGUUGCUUGUAAAUUAAUUUAACACCUCAUUAUGAUUUUUUAUUUCUCUGAAUUCAGAUACACAAAAACAAAAAACAAAUGAUAUAGCUUUUCCAGAGAUCAAAAUCUAGAGAGUGUUUUUACUUAAUUAAUUAAGUUAUAAAGUAAAUUUUGAAGUAAAGAUAAUUUGUUAUAAAAUCCCCAAAAACUUUCUAAAAAAAUUAAAAUUACAAGCAGUGUUGCAGGUUAAGUUAGGCGUUUGUCAAAUAGUAGAAAAACAUAUACAAAAAAGUUUUAAGCCUUAACAACUAAAUGUUCGAACAAACAAUAUUUUAUUAUCGAAGAACGCAGAAAGUAAAAAUUAAAGCAAUUAACUUUUUUUCCUAGAAGUAUAUCGAAGAUACUAAUGUGAAAAAUAAUAUAGUAAAUUCUGAACAUCAUUGCAUUAAAAUAACUAAUAAACAAAACCAAACAAUUAAAACAGGAAAACUUGGUUCCUAAACAAUGGGACAAAAAACUGUUUAAGUUAUUACUUUAUUUUAUGUUAUGUUUACUAAACUAUUUUGUACUUGUUUUAUCUUGUAAGAUAAUAUCACCUUAAGAGUAAAAUUUCAGUUGGUAAUAAGUUAACUAAAUACCUAAUUAUAUUUUUUUUUUUGAAUCUGAAUUCAGGUGAAUUUUGAAGAGUACAUUUGUUAUAAAAUCUCUAAACAUUAAAAAAAAUAAAAAUUACAGUGUUACAGGUUCAGUUACCCGUUUAUAAAAUAGUAGAAAAAAUGCUUUUUAAUUUUUCAUCAACCGAACGCCAAAAAUACUACGUAUAUAUGUUUUAAUAUGAUUUUUUUUACAAACUUUUAUUAAGUACACAACAAAAUUUUAAGUCCGAAAUGUUCGAACAAACAAUAUUUUGUUAUUGAAGAAAGCAGAAAGUAAACUGAAGAAAGUAAAAAUUUAAGCAAAUAACUUUUUUCCUAAAAGUAUUUCGAAGAUACUAUGGCGACAAAUAAUAUAGUAAAUUCUGAACAUUAUUGCAUUAUAAUAACUAAUAAACAAAACCAAACAAUCAAAACAGGAAAACUUGACUACUAAACAUUGGGACAAAAAACUGUGUAUGUUAUUAUUUUAUUUUAUGUUCACCAAGCUGUUUUCACUUGUUUUUACGAUGACAUACUGCCAUAAUUUGUCGUAAAAUAAAAUCACCUUGAAUGUUUUUAUUUUGUAAAAUAACUUGGUUUCAGUCUUUUUUUCUAAUUUAAUUUCUACUAACUGAAGCAACGUAUUUUGUGUGUUUAGUACAUUUGUAGGAACAUUUAGUUCGGAUUAUCGAGGUCGUACUGUAUUGUUCCAAAUUUGUGCCGGUCACACUGUAUAAAAGGUUCACCCCGUAAUAAAAAUGAAUGUUUGGUGAUUAAUUUGUUGGUUAGUUUAGUGAAAAUGUGGUUUAGAGGCCUAUAAGAACGGUUGUUUUGAACAAAUCCCACCCACACAGGUUGUGCUUUUUCUUUGAAUCGAAUGAAAGUUUAUUACUUGUGAAAUGAUUUCAGCAAUAUAAACACAGCGACUGCAACAAAUAAAUUCUAAAUAAAUUAAUUACAAACGUUGUAGUGAAUGUUGUUUGACAACUUCUUUUGCUGUUUAAAUUUAAGAUGAAAUAAUUAUAAAGUAUUGUUAAAGUUUUGUGGAAAUUUAUUUAAUGGCACGUUAAAUUAUUUGGCAAUAAUGCGCUAAAGAUGAGGAUUUAUUGGAAGGGUGUAAAGGUGGUAAAUUAUCAGGCGGGACCAAGAAUUGCAUGAAUUUGUGAGGCCUUCAACUGGAAGAGUUUAAAGUAAUAUUGUAGAAGUUAUGCUUCUUUUAAACAUUCCGAAUUUUAUUUAUUAGCACAGCCACCAUUCAUUGGUUGUCACAGUGAAUUUAGUUACUUGCCUUUGAUAUUGUGAUUAGUUAUUUUCACCCCAUAGCUUUAAAUUGUUGUAAAUACACAUUUCAUGUAUACAUAUCACCCCCCAAAAAAUAAAAUAGUACCUAUGUAAAAACGUGUUUUAAUUAUUAACAUUAACAUUCAAUCUUAAAAUUGGAAUAACAGUAAAAUUCAUUUCCCAAGUUAUUUCGAUGUUGCGGCUUUAAGGGAGUUUUCUUCAGGUCUAGCAGGCGUUCAACGAAUUGUUCCAUCACUGCGCCUAAAAACAAUUUAUUAAUUAAUAAAUAAUUUCAUCAAAAAUAUUAUAAUGAGUAUUAAGUUGCUACAAAAAUUAUUAUUUGGAAUUUAGGAUAUUUUUAAAGUAUUUUUGCUUAAAACAUUUGCUGUAGAAUGACAUUAGAAAUCAAAAUUUCGUUAAAGAAUAUUUUAAUAGUAUUUAUUUAUUAUUAUAAUUAUGUAUUAUUAAUAUUUAUUAUAAGAAAUUGUACAAAAAAUCUAAAAAUCACAUGAGAAAAAAAACAGCAUGCUCUGAUUUCUAUGUGAUCAUGAUAGUUUAAAAAAAUAUGGUAUUCAUAUUGACAAUGAUUACCUUUCAAGCUCGACAACGUGCUAAGAAACUGAGAAAAAGUGUCACUUUUGGCCUAAUUUAGUAAAUUCUUCCGGUUAAAAAAAAUUAACUUACAGACUGAACUAAAAGUAACACACAGACAGGUUGAUUUUAUUUUUGUAAAUACUACAUUUAUAUUAGGUGCCCAUAAGGAGAAAUUGAGUAAUGACGUUAUUUUUUUUUUAAUGACAACCGUAUUUUUUGUUUACUGUAUUUCUAGUAAUAAUAAAAAAAUAAAAAAUAAUAAUUGGCAGUUACCCACACGAGACUUUAUCUUUUUAUUCUUGCCUUAUUAUUUUAUAAGAAGACACAGUUUUAUAUAUAUUAUUUUUUUAAAUAAUUAGCAUGGAAACACUUACUUUGAAACCUAAUAAUACAAAAAAGAAACAAAAAAACAUUCACCCUUUGUAAAAUAUAGAGCAAAAAAGAAAGAUAAAACCGUUUGUGUAAAGUUAAUAUCAAUAGCUUUUUCAUUUUAUUUUCUUCUCUCGAUUUUCUUUUUUUUUAAUUAUGCAUAUCAUACGUAUCAUAAAGAUAAAUUUGUUUACUGUUUUGUGAUAUAGUAGGUACACUUCUUUAUAUAUCUGGUAAUAAUAAAAACAAAAUUAAGAAAUUAUUGACAAAGAAGCUUUAUUUUUUUAUGUUUGUCUGAUUUUAUAAAGAGAAAAUCUUAAUUCAAGCUCAUACGCUAGAGGGCGUAGAAAUUUGUAGUUUUUUAUUUUUAUUUUAUUUAGCAAAACAGGAACGAAUUCAACGUUUUCUAUAAAAACAAGAGAGACCUAUAAAACAGCAUACUCUGAUUUCUAUGUGAUCAUGAUAGUUUUUGAGAUAUUGCUCUAACUAAUAUAGUAAUAAAAAAUGCAUACAUUUACUUGUAUAGUAAGUCCAAAUAAAAACGUCAACAAGAGUAGUCUCUAAAUUUAUAAACAUAUGUAAACUACCUGUCAAUUUUACCAAAUAUUGAGCACCUGUCUUGCUUUAAAUAUUGUUAAUUUUUUUUGAGAAAAGAAAAAAAAUAUGGUAUUCAUAUUGACAAUGAUUACCUUUCAAGCUUGACAACGUGCUAAGAAUCUGAGAAAAAGUAUCACUUUUGGCCUAAUUUAAUAAAUUCUUCCGGUUUAAAAAAAUUAACUUACAGACUGAACUAGAAGAAAUAUACAGACAGGUUGAUUUUAUUUUUGUAAAUACUACAUUUAUAUUAGGUGCCCAUAAGGAGAAAUUGAGUAAUGUCAUUUUUUUUAAUGACAACCGUAUUUUUUGUUUACUGUAUUUCUAGUAAUAAUAAAAAAAUAAAAAAUAAUAAUUGGCAGUUACCCACACGAGGCUUUAUCUUUUUAUUCUUGCCUUAUUAUUUUAUAAGAAGACACAGUUUUAUAUACAUUAUUUUUUUAAAUAAUUAGCAUGGAAACACUUACUUUGAAACCUAAUAAUACAAAAAAGAAACAAAAAACAUUCACCCUUUGUAAAAUAUAGAGCAAAAAAUAAAGAUAAAACCGUUUGUGUAAAGUUAAUAUCAAUAACUUUUUCAUUUUAUUUUCUUCUCUCGAUUUUCUUUUUUUUUAAUUAUGCAUAUCAUACGUAUCAUAAAGAUAAAUUUGUUUACUGUUUUGUGAUAUAGUAGGUACACUUCUUUAUAUAUCUGGUAAUUAUAAAAACAAAAUUAAGAAAUUAUUGACAAAGAAGCUUUAUUUUUUUAUGUUUGUCUGAUUUUAUAAAGAGAAAAUCUUAAUUCAAACUCAUACGCUAGAGGGCGUAGAAAUUUGUAGUUUUUUAUUUUUAUUUUAUUCAGCAAAACAGGAACGAAUUCAACGUUUUCUAUAAAAACAAGAGAGACCUAUAAAACAGCAUACUCUGAUUUCUAUGUGAUCAUGAUAGUUUUUGAGAUAUUGCUCUAACUAACAUAGUAAUAAAAAAAUGCAUACAUUUACUUGUAUAGUAAGUGUAAAUAACAACGUCAGCAAGAGUACUCUCUAAAUUUAUAAACAUAUGUAAACUACCUGUCAAUUUUACUCAAUUUUACCAAAUUUUGAACACCUGUCUUACUUUAAAUAUUGUUAUUUUUUUUAGAAAAGAAAAAAAUUAUGGUAUUCAUAUUGACAAUGAUUACCUUUCAAGCUUGACAACGUGCUAAAAAUCUGAGAAAAAGUAUCACUUUUGGCCUAAUUUAGUAAAUUCUUCCGGUUUAAAAAAAUUAACUUACAGACUGAACUAGAAGAAAUAUACAGACAGGUUGAUUUUAUUUUUGUAAAUACUACAUUUAUAUUAAGUGUCCAUAAGGAGAAAUUGAGUAAUGACGUUGUUUUUAUUUUUUUUUAAAUGACAACCGUAUUUUUUGUUUACUGUAUUUCUGGUAAUAAUAAAAAAAUAAAAAAAAUUAUUGGCAGUUACCCACACGAGGCUUUAUCUUUUUAUUCUUGCCUUAUUAUUUUAUAAGAAGAAACAGUUUUGUAUACAUUAUUUUUUUCAAUAAUUAGCAUGGAGACACUUACUUUGAAACCUAAUAAUACAAAGAAAAGAAAAAAGAAACGAAAAACCAUUCACCCCUUGUAAAAUAUAGAGCAAAAAAGAAAGAUAAAACCGUUUGUGUAAAGUUAAUAUCAAUAUCAUUAAUAUCAUUUUAUUUUCUUCUCGAUUUUUUUUUAGUUAUGCAUAUCAUAUGUUAUGAUACGUAUGAUACGUAUCAUAAAGAUAAAUUUGUGUACUGUUUUGUGGUAUAAUAGGUAAUACACUUCUUUAUAUUUUUUAAGAAAUUAUUGACAGUUAGGAAAAAGAAGCUUUAUUUUUUUAUUUUUGCUUGAUUUUAUAAAGAGAAACUUAAUUAUAAAGAGAAAAUCUUAAUUCAAACUCAUACGCUAGAGGGUGUAGAAAUUUGUAGUUUUUUAUUUUUAUUUUAUUCAGCAAAACAGGAAUGUAUUCAGUAAACGUUUUCCAUAAAAACAAGAGGGACCUUCUCUUGCUUAUAACAUUACAUGCGAGUUAAGAACUGAAGGUCACUUGAAACAUGAUCAACAAAAUACCGUUCAUGGUACUAGAGUUACCACAAAAAUUAAUUCAGUAAAAAAAAAUUUACCUGUACACAAAAUGAUUUUGUCUUUCGUAAGAAAUUUAAGUGUAACUGCAACUUUGGUUAAACAUUCCUCUGACAAAAACGGUGGAUCAGCUAUGACAAGAUCAUAAUAACUAGCUUUUUCCCUCGGAACCCCUAGAGGCGACUUGUAAUCAUAGGGAACAAAAUCAUUGCCAUACACACUAAAACGCUGAUCAUAUUCAUAAAGUGUUACUGAAAAAAGUGACAUUUUUAACACAUGAAUUGGAGUAAAAAACUUCCUCACCUUCCCCCUUGUCACUUACACGUUCCUUCAUCUUUUUGUAAAGUGUUGGGCACGAAACCAGUGCUAUUUUACCAUCUGGACCCACCUCUCUUAAAGCUACAUUAACUAAAUUUUCUGUGGUCUUAUCAUCGUACCAAAACUGACUCAAUUGCUACAAAUUUCAAUGACAAAACCCACAAUUAAGGUACAAUUUAUUUCACAAACCCAGUUUUCGUCUAAAGUGGUAUUUUCAUCAGGUGUUGACAAAAACCGCGUCUCCCUUUCCUCCUGUUCUUUGUAAAACUCCUGAAGCGCCUGAAACGUACUUGCCGACAACUGGGGCACAUCAUCUUCCCCAUCUGACAUUUUUUUUAAUAAAAUUUUUGAAAAUUUUAGGUUAAGGGAUUGGAGGUUAGAAAAAUAUUUGACAUGUGUGUCACUAGCGAAAACAGAAAUCUGUAAUUAAAAAAAUACAAAAUCAACAUAAUAAAUAUUUUCUUGGGCUUAAUCGAACAGAAAUUUAUUAAUAAGUGUGAAAUUAAGUUUUUUUAAGCCAAUUACUAAUAAUUACAAAAGAUCCCAGCCAUCGUGUGUCAAUAAUCUGUUGAUUUUUUCACUAAACGUCAUUUUUCAAAAUCCAAAAUUUUAGUAUGUCGAGCUUAGAAAGCAAGAAAAAGCCCUCCAAACAGUCAAAAAAUAAGGAAAAGAAAGAAUUAGGUGACACCGAGCUUCCCCGCAAACCAAAAAUUAAAAAGGAACAAAAAGGCACACAAGAGACAAAAGUGAAGAAAGGGACCCCGAAGGGUUCUUUGGUUGGUGGUGGCAUUAAGAAAAAGUCCAACAAGAAUGAGUAAACAAGACACACAUUAUUAUUAUCAUGUAAAAUAUUAAUUAAUAAAACAAUAAAAAAAGUGUUA
This is a messenger RNA of Tribolium castaneum (red flour beetle), 9368 nucleotides long. RefSeq lists its product as uncharacterized. NCBI's taxonomy places the organism in Eukaryota, Metazoa, Arthropoda, Insecta, Coleoptera, Tenebrionidae. The record is from RefSeq and is a predicted model, not a curated record. Bases 243 to 938 code for a protein of 231 amino acids. The transcript has 6 exons.